Messenger RNA from Ectocarpus sp. CCAP 1310/34, 2174 nucleotides. NCBI's taxonomy places the organism in Eukaryota, Phaeophyceae, Ectocarpales, Ectocarpaceae. The record is from the annotation of a GenBank genome assembly.
AGCGGUCUGCCGGUUUUCUACGGCGACGUGAUGCGGCCGGAGGUGCUGAACGCGUUUAACGUGGGCAAGGCCAAGGCCGUGAUCUGCACCCUCUCCGAUGUGAAGGGCACGACCACGGCCGUCGUCAACCUUCGAAGGGAGUUCCCCGACCUGCCGAUUUUCGCUCGCGCCCAGGACGCCAGGCACCAGAAGAACCUCGCCUCCAUCACGGACGUCGUGGCCAUGGUGCCGACCCUCCCCGAGGACUCUAUCAUCGUCAGCCUCCCAUUCGGCGGCGCGGUUCUCCGGAGCCUGGGCUGCACGGCGGACGAGGUGAACGUCCUGCUCGAGGACACCCGGAAGAAGUUCGUGCUGGAAAAGGGUCUGGAGAACGAAGAGGACGACAACCUGUUCGAGCAGCUGGGCAUCCAGAAGUCCAUGGUCGAGACCUACACGGAGAACCCCGUCUUGAAGGACGCCGUCGGCGCCGACACCGGCGAAACCGACGACGCGCGGGACGCCGGAAAGGGCUCUGCGGCAGCCGCGACGAAGACGGAAAAGGCAGCGGAGGCGGCGGCAGCGGUGGCAGUGGUAUCGGCAGCGGCAAAGCCGACGGCCGCGACCAACCUCCCCGGUUUGGACGGCUCGUCGGACAGCGAUGAGGACGUCGCCGCGGACGGCUCAGCCGCCGCCGCCGAGGUGCAGGCAAUAGUAGCAGCCGCGGCAGCGGUCGUCGAGUCCGAGCCAGAGAGCUCGGAGGCGGCGCGGGCGGCGGCGGCCGCGCUCGAGGCCGCCGUUGCGUCCGGAGACGUGGUGUACCCCAAGAACGACCCCACGCACGACGCCGACAAGGACGGAGAGGGCGACCUGGACGGGGGCAUCGUGGACGGGGAGGACGGGGAGGGGGAGGAGCUGGCGGCGUCGGUUAGCGCGAAAGAAAGCUCUUGAGUGUUCAAGUUGCUUGAAGCAAUAGCAGUAGUUCGAGUUUUUUUGUUGAAGUCUGUGUCCAUCUGUCUGUCCUGGGUUCGUUAAGGGUGUGUCAUUGUUUUGUUUUUCUUGUGUUGUAUUUUUCCGUUUGAUGCGACUGAACAGGUGUGGUAUUGUUUCGAAUGGUGCCCCUCUUGUCUCGACGGAAUCGUUGGGUUGGAGAGAGACAGGCUAGACAGCGACAGAGCACGAGCAACAGAAAUGAUUGUGAUUAUUCCCAAGUCCAAUACGGUUUUCCUCACGAAAGGGAGACAACGCUUCUGCGUGAUCGCUCUGCGUGCUGGAGAUAUGUCGGCCCAUGUUUUGUCUACAUUUUACUCGACCGACUGACCGACCGAGUCGGAGACGCAGUUGUUAGUUUUGAGUGUCUACAAAGGGUGGGAAUGGGAGGGGGGUGGACGGCGAGGAAGUGGAUGGUAGAUAUGCAUACCACACUCGUCAGUUUUUCUUUCGAGUUUCUUGAACAUGCGUGGCUCAACUAGGCUGCCUGUGUACACGUUUUACCCGAUGAUUGGCAUUGUUGGGUAUGUAUCCAGGAAGCACUGACUGCUGUGAUACCCACAUCUUCGCCCCGUUGACAGCAGAGUUGUUUGCUGCCAAUUUUUUCAAGCUACUGCUGUAGCAUGCAGUUGUGGCACGCCGACUUGCAGCGUAUCGAGGUUUGGCCAUGGAAAACAUGAAGCGAGACACCCACACGCAGGUGUGAUUAAUUAACGUGCUUUAGCGUCGUUUGACCGUGUCUCGUUCCGGGAGGGCGCACGCGGAUGGGUGGGGUACAGUACGUACAUUUAUUGCGGGUGAUGGGUAGACUGUAACUGCCAUGUUUAUCGCUCGACAGCUCGAACUGAGCAUGGAAUGGCCAUGAUUUUCCCACGUGCGCGCCAUGACAGCAGUGUUACUACCCAUAUCGGUGUGUGAAUAAGUAGUCUGAUCGUAGAUAGGUCGAAGAGGACACCGGCUGCGGAGGAGUAGGAGUGAGUACCGUGAGCGAAUGAAUGCAGUGUGGCGCCUACAGCGUGGGCCUACCUAGCUCGACCUCAAUGACAGUGGUUUGGUGUAGCGUGCACCGUUUUCUAUGGAGGGAAAUCGUCGGUUGAUGUAAUAUAUCCAUGCAAGCGCGCUGGAGAUCGACCACCUAGCUAGCCAGUCAUUCCCUGAGUGCGCAGUGCGCAAUGAUACGCUUUUGCAUAUGCAUUGUUGUUGUUGUU